AUGGCAGCCUGUGCAGCACAAUUCACAGCCCUCUCCAAUUGGGCUGCUACUCUCCUUCUUGCUCCUCCCGCAUCUCAACGCGAACGACAUGCGGUCAAACUGCUUAAAGUUAUGAAUCACCUUCAUAUUUUGAAGAACUUUAACAGCUUUCUGGCUAUCCUUUGUGCAUUUCUCCUGGUUCCUGAGAAUGUUUUCUCAAAGAAAACCCGAGCUCGCCUCGCACGGCUUCGACCUUACAUGCAGCCUCCGCAUUUUGCUAGUUACCGUCGUGAACUGGCCGAAGCUACCCCUCCCCUCAUUCCAUACUUGGGCCUGACUUUACAAAAUCUAAUCGCUCUUGAACAGAUUAAUCCCCUUUACCUUUCCAAAGUUCCCAAGGGAAUGAAGGCUUCAUAUAAACCAGAACAUGGACCCAUUGUCAACUUUUGGCGUAGUUGGAAGCAUUUCCUAAUAAUCAAUUUCUUCGUGAAGCAAGAGGGCCUCGAAGGACGGGCCGCACAUUAUGACAUAAAACCAGACUUGGACAUUUUGGACUUCAUUGCAGAUUUUAAAACUGCCUAUCCCGACUUCGCACUUAGAGAAAUGAUCAACCGCAGGAAACGAGAGGUCUCUUAA
Messenger RNA from Rodentolepis nana, 615 nucleotides. The record is from the annotation of a GenBank genome assembly. NCBI's taxonomy places the organism in Eukaryota, Metazoa, Platyhelminthes, Cestoda, Cyclophyllidea, Hymenolepididae.